This is a messenger RNA of Portunus trituberculatus (swimming crab), 1315 nucleotides long. RefSeq lists its product as uncharacterized. The transcript has 4 exons. Bases 310 to 702 code for a protein of 130 amino acids. Lineage: Eukaryota; Metazoa; Arthropoda; Malacostraca; Decapoda; Portunidae. The record is from RefSeq and is a predicted model, not a curated record.
AGAUGAAGUUCCGCAAUGUACGUGUGGUUGUGAUCGUGACGUUCGCUUUUUGGUGAAUAUCUUGUGCGUCCCCCUUGAAGGAGCGAUGAUCAGCAGUUCUGUGAAUGGCGUGAGAUACAGUAGUGUCUUGGUAUGGAUGUGGUGGCAGUUUGGAGGUUGUUUGGGUGAUGCAGAAGCGUUGAGAAGUGAAAUGUGUUUGGCCGGGAGGGAGUGAUUUGCUUUUAUGAACGGAGAGGUGUUACGUGGCGAGGAGGCGAGACAGUGAUCGACGGCAAGAGGUGAGAUGCGGCACGGGGGCCACACAAAUGCAUGAGGCGUGAGGCGCGGCUGUGGACAUGCGAUCAGACGAGGACCUGGAGCUUCCUGAAGGACGAAGCAAAUGAGGUGAGGAUUCAGCCGCAGCCUGCCGCUCCCAGCCCACACCUGCAUCUCACUACUGGCCAGGAACACGUCCCAGACCAAGACGAGGAGCACGUCUAUUACGAAAUCCAGCUUGAUCUCUCAGAACGCCGAGUGGUGGUGCCGCGACCUACACGGGACUCAGAGGAGCCCGUUUACGAUGAAGUAAUGGCUGAACGCAGCGUGUGGCCUCACUCAGCUUUGUACGAAAAUGUACCUCUUCCAAGCGGUGGUGCUUCCCAUCACAGGCUCACGGAGGCUCAAAGACUCAGUGAGUCACACAUUUACGACACGGUGGUGUAGGCAACGUGCACUGCAGUCAGAGGCUGUAAGGAAGCCAGUCUCUGUGUUUUCUGAAGGAGCACCACAGCGCUAGCUUGUCACUCAAGUGUCUGUCAAUGAUGUGUUGAUUUGCUUAACUUGGUUUGUUUUAACCAAACCUAUCUUUGUUUAUGGCUUUGUCCAAGAGUGGCCUUGGUUGACUGGUGCAGCCAGUGACCAGUGUGCACUACCUGCUGGGCGCCGGGCCAGUGUGCACUCCCUGCUGGGGCGCCGGGCCAGUGUGCAAUCCCUGCUGGGGCGCCGAGCCAGUGUGCACUCCCUGCUGGGGCGCCGGGCCAGUGUGCACUCCCUGCUAGGACGCCGGGCCAGAAUGCACUCCCUGCUGGGGCGCCGGGCCAGUGUGCACUCCCUGCUGGGGCGCCGGGCCAGUGUGCACUCCUUGCUGGGGCGCCGGGCCAGUGUGCACUCCCUGCUGGGGCGCCGGGCCAGUGUGCACUACCUGCUGUGGCACGGGGGCAGUGUGCACUACCCUGUUGAAAUGAUUUGCAUAGUAUUAAUUAAUUUAGCCAUUCUUUCAUUAUUGUUGUAGACUGGCUCUGUGUUGCAAUGCCAUUGUAAUAAACACUGAAGCUGC